Messenger RNA from Gastrolobium bilobum, 1597 nucleotides. Its product is annotated as E3 ubiquitin-protein ligase RGLG4-like. Lineage: Eukaryota; Viridiplantae; Streptophyta; Magnoliopsida; Fabales; Fabaceae. The transcript has 11 exons. The record is from RefSeq and is a predicted model, not a curated record. Bases 1 to 1269 code for a protein of 422 amino acids.
AUGGGAAACUCAUAUGCUAAAAAACGUGAAGCUCAAUUUUCCAGAAAAGCUGAUAGGAGAAGCUCCUCCGACGACAUAAGCAGCGGAACCAUGUCAUCGCAAACACCGGAGCCAAGGCGAGCGCCACCACCCAUGUCUUUCAAGAUGCAUGAUGGUUCAGGGAAGAGCUCUUUGGGGGACACAAAGAUAUCUACAAAGAAGAAGUAUGCUCUAAUUCCUGAUAACUUCACUACCCUUCAACAGGUUACAAGUGCCUUGAGGAAAGAAGGCUUAGAAUCAUCAAAUCUUGUCCUUGGAAUUGAUUUCACAAAAAGCAAUGAAUGGACUGGAAGAAUCUCAUUCAAUAAUAGAAGCCUGCAUGCUAUUGGAGAUACACCUAACCCCUAUGAGAAAGCCAUCUCUAUUAUUGGCAAGACUUUGGCACCCUUUGAUGAUGACAAUUUGAUUCCUUGUUUUGGAUUUGGUGAUGCUACCACUCAUGAUCACGAAGUGUUUAGCUUUCACAGUGAUCAUUCAUCUUGCCAUGGUUUUGAGGAAGUUUUGUCUUGCUACCAAAAAAUCGUUCCGAACUUGAGACUUUCAGGACCAACUUCUUAUGCUCCAGUGAUUGAGGCUGCGAUAGACAUAGUUGAGAAAACUGGUGGCCAAUUCCAUGUCUUGGUUAUUAUUGCAGAUGGCCAGGUUACAAGAAGUGUCAACACUGAUGAUGGAGAACUCAGUCCUCAAGAAGAGAGAACAAUCAAAGCAAUCGUUGAUGCAAGUUCAUAUCCACUUUCUAUUAUUCUGAUUGGAGUUGGUGAUGGACCUUGGGAAGACAUGAAAAAGUUUGAUGACAAGAUACCUGCACGCAAUUUUGAUAAUUUUCAGUUUGUUAACUUCACUGACAUAAUGUCUAAGAGCGCAAGCUCUUCUGAGAAAGAAGCUGCUUUUGCUCUGGCUGCUCUAAUGGAGAUACCUUUCCAAUAUAAAGCUAACAUUGAACUUGGAAUACUUGGUCAUCAAACGGGAAGGGCAAGGAAAAUAGUUCCAAGACCUCCUCCAGUUCCUUAUUCUCGGCCUGUGCCUCCAGCUCAUGUUCUGAGCACAAUGCCAGCAUCCAUGAUGGAAGAUGAGCGAAACCAAAUGGUCUGCGCUAUUUGUCUAACCAAUGGAAAGGAUUUAGCCUUUGGAUGUGGUCACAUGACUUGCAGAGAUUGUGGAUCCAGAAUAAGCAAUUGUCCCAUAUGCAGAGAGAGGAUCACUAGCCGUCUUAGGGUGUUUACUGGCUGAUUACAGGAUGGAAAAUGAUGAUGUCCAAAUGUAUAAUUUUCCUAAGAAGAAAACUGUCUCAUGUGAGUUUGAUGAUGUGGCUUCUAAGAGUGCUGAAGAAUUGCCAUGGAUUUGCAUAAAAAAAGAUAGCUUGGCUCUGUAGGGAUGGUUUAAGAGUGGAGAAAAUUGUACAUAGAUUUGUAAGUUGUUCAAUUGGUUCAUGCCCCAGAUGUUUUUUUAACUUAGAAGUUAAUUUCAAUCGCUUGCUGUACAAUGUACAUACUGUUUAUAAGUGAUUCUUCUGUUAAAACUUUGUCCGAGAUUUAAGGAUAUUGUGUAAGAUAUCCCU